Messenger RNA from Metarhizium robertsii ARSEF 23, 591 nucleotides. Its product is annotated as 60S ribosomal subunit assembly/export protein LOC1. Gene Ontology annotation, molecular function: mRNA binding. Gene Ontology annotation, biological process: ribosomal large subunit biogenesis; intracellular mRNA localization. Gene Ontology annotation, cellular component: nucleolus; preribosome, large subunit precursor. NCBI's taxonomy places the organism in Eukaryota, Fungi, Ascomycota, Sordariomycetes, Hypocreales, Clavicipitaceae. The coding region runs from base 1 to 591 and encodes 196 amino acids. The record is from RefSeq and is a predicted model, not a curated record. The transcript is spliced from 2 exons.
AUGGCGGCCUCAAAAACGCGAACUAUUAAAAACAAACAUGCCGCCCCAAAGGGUGCCUCCUCCAAAACCGGGGGCAGUGCCGGUGGCAAGCGUUCUGCUACCGACGGCAUCUCGAAAUCGAAAAAGCCCAAGGGCCCCGUCGUUUCGCAGCAAGUCAAGGAAAAGAAUCGCGCGGCGCUUCUAAAAAAGCCCAAGAAGAAGGUCUACACGGAGGCGGAAUUGGGUAUUCCCACAUUGAAUAUGGUAACGCCUGUUGGCGUUGUAAAGCCCAAAGGGAAGAAGAAGGGCAAGGUCUUUGUCGAUGAUGAGGAGAGCAUGGGGACCAUCAUGGCAAUAGUUCAAGCCGAAAAGAACGGCGAGAUCGAGUCGAAAAUGAUCAAGGCAAGACAGAUGGAAGAGAUCAGGGAGUCGCGCAAGCUCGAAGCUGAGAAGAAGGAGCAGGAAAAGAAAUCAAAGUUGGAGGAUGCAAAGGAUUCAUUGAGGAAGAAGAGGAAGAGAAAGAGUGGUGGCGAGGAAGAGGAUUCGGUUAAGACGUUGGCAUCGGCAGGGUCGAAAGCUGCCAAGUCAAAGAAGAAGGUUGCGUUUGCAUGA